Molecule: messenger RNA, 6771 nt
Organism: Labrus mixtus (cuckoo wrasse)
Lineage: Eukaryota; Metazoa; Chordata; Actinopteri; Labriformes; Labridae
Product: A disintegrin and metalloproteinase with thrombospondin motifs 2-like
Exons: 23
Coding region: 619-5955 (1778 amino acids)
Biological process (GO): extracellular matrix organization; proteolysis
Cellular component (GO): extracellular matrix
Molecular function (GO): metalloendopeptidase activity
Source: RefSeq, a predicted model, not a curated record
AUCACUUUUGGGCGCGCCACACUCUGAAGGUGUGAUGAGGCAGUUUGUGAAUUCCGCUGCAUUUCCUGUGAGCUGUCAGAGGCCCUGUCAGUCAGUCAGUCAGUCAGUCAGUCAGUCAGUCCACAGACAGGACGGACAGCUCUCUAAAAUAUCUUCCCAGUCUCAUCUCACACCGCGGACACACGGAGAGCGCGUGUGGGCGCACUUUGUCCGUGUGUUUGUGUGUGUCCGUGUUAUGUCUGUGAGUGGAGUCCGGGACUUGUCAGAGCACUAAGUCAAAGAGUGGGGGAGCACGCACAAUGUGAGAGAGGAGUUGAGGGAAAGAGAUAGGCAAAGAGAAGGAGAGUGUGUGUGUGUGUGCGUGCGCGCGCGUGUGUGUGUGUGUGUGUGUGAGAGAGAGAGAGAAAGAGAGAGAGAGAGAGAGAGAGAGAGACCUCAGCAGAGAGGAGGAGGGGAGAGAGAGGGGAGGAGAGCUCCGUCUCUCCCGGUGCACUUGGCAGUCUAGUUGCGGGCUGCUGUGCUGUUGCUGUCGUGGCGUGGCUGGUCGCGCCAGGCGGGGAACUUCACCACACUGGAGCCCGGAGUCCCACUCUCUCACCUGCGCAGUUCGGAGCUGCCAUGGGUCUCUCGCCUGGAUUUACUGUCCUAAUUGUUCUACCGGCCUUUCUGCUGCACACAAGCGGCCUUUACAUCGCCAGUAGCGUUGACUCCCUGCAGCAUGUCCUGGGGGAGUAUGGACUGGUGAGGCCGAUCAGCGUGGAUGCAGAGGGCCGCUUUCUGUCGCACGCCGUCUCAUCCGGCCAAGUGGCAGGGGGGCAGCCCCGUAGGCGCCGGAGGAGGGAGGUAGGAGUAGGGGAGGACGAGUGGGAAGGACCAAGAGGAGAACCAGCAGCCUCUCUGGAUAGGCUUUACUACAACGUCACUAUCUUCGGCCGGGAGUUCCACCUGCGCUUGCGCCACAACCCCAGGCUGGUGGCCCCCGGAGCCAAGAUAGAGUGGCGCGAUGACAGUGACAGCACCCGGCACUCUGAGCCACUGCAUGAUGAAUGCUUGUACGUUGGUGACAUCACAGACACACCAGGAGCCACUGUGGCUAUCAGCAACUGUGACGGCCUGGCUGGUAUGAUCAGGGUGGAGCAGGAGGAGUUUUUCAUUGAACCGGUGGAGAGGGGCGAUGGAGUGAUAGAAGAGGAGGAGGAGGAGGGCAAAGGAGGAAGGACACACGUCGUGUAUCGCUCCUCGGCUGUAAAGAAAGCGCCCAUCAGCAGUGCAGCGGCAGACUACCACUCCAGAGGUGCUGAUCUGGGUGGUCUGAUGGACCUGGAGUCUCUGUACCUCGGUGUGGAGCAGAGCAUCAACCACACCCGAGCGGGCCGGAUGCGCAGACAGAGCAUGGACAGAGCCUACAACAUCGAGGUGCUGCUGGGCGUCGACGACUCGGUGGUCCAGUUUCACGGGAAGGAGCACGUCCAAAAGUACCUGCUCACACUCAUGAACAUAGUGAAUGAGAUAUACCAUGACCAGUCUUUGGGGGCCAAAAUCAAUGUGGUGCUAGUGCGGAUUAUCAUGCUCGGCUACGGCAAGUCCAUGAGUCUGAUUGAACUAGGGAACCCCUCUCAGAGUUUGGAGAAUGUGUGUCGCUGGGCCUUCCUGCAGCAGAAGCAGGACACGGGGGAUGCUGAGUAUCACGACCACGCCAUCUUCCUCACACGGCAAGAAUUUGGACCCACCGGCAUGCAGGGUUACGCCCCAGUGACGGGCAUGUGCCAUCCUGUCAGGAGCUGCACUUUAAAUCAUGAGGAUGGUUUCUCCUCUGCCUUUGUGGUUGCACACGAGACCGGACAUGUUUUGGGGAUGGAGCACGACGGCCAGGGGAAUCGCUGUGGAGACGAGGUGCACAUGGGCAGCAUCAUGGCGCCGCUUGUGCAAGCCGCCUUCCACCGCUUUCACUGGUCCAGAUGUAGCAUGCAAGAGCUGGGACGCUACCUGAACUCCUAUGACUGUCUCCGUGAUGACCCCUUUGACCACAACUGGCCGUCACUGCCUCAGCUCCCUGGUUUGCAUUAUUCCAUGAACGAACAGUGUCGCUUUGACUUCGGUGUGGGCUACACCAUGUGCACCGCGCUACAAAAGGCGGGCCAGUCAGGAACGCAGUAUCGCACAUUUGACCCAUGUAAGCAGUUGUGGUGUAGCCACCCAGACAAUCCCUUCUUCUGCAAGACCAAGAAAGGACCGCCCAUCGACGGCACCAUGUGUGGGAAUGGGAAGCAUUGCUUUAAAGGUCACUGCAUCUGGUUGACCCCUGAUAUUAUCAAGCAAGAUGGAAAUUGGGGCUCGUGGAGUGAGUUUGGACAAUGCUCCCACAGCUGUGGUGGAGGAGUACAGUUCCGCACGCGCGACUGUGACAAUCCAAGACCAGCCAACGGAGGCCGCACCUGCAUGGGAGCAAAUUAUCAGUUCCAGAUGUGCAACAUCAACGAAUGUGAAGACAUCUACAGCGACACGAGAGAGGAGCAAUGCCACGCGAUGGACCCUCGCUUUGAACUCCAUAGCAACAAGCACCACUGGUUGCCUUACGAACACUCAGACCCUAAUAAACGCUGCCACCUGCAUUGCCAGUCCAAGGAGACGCGGGAUGUGGUCUUUAUGCAGAGGAUGGUCCUGGACGGCACUCGCUGCUCAUACAAGGACCCCCAUAGUGUGUGUGUGCGGGGGGAGUGUGAGAAAGUGGGCUGUGACCGAGUGGUGGGCUCCUCUAAGCAGGAGGACAAGUGUGGAGUGUGUGGGGGAGACAACUCCAGCUGCAAAACCUUCAAAGACACCAUCACACGAACUGCCAAGAAACAAGGUUACCUCAAAGUUCUUGAAAUCCCCAGAGGAGCCAGACAUUUGCUGAUCCAAGAACUGAAAGCAACCUCACAUACUCUAGCUGUGAAAAACGUGGCGUCGGGACUGUUUUUCUUAAAUGGGGAAAAUGAAUACCCAGAAUCCCACUCGAUCAUAGAGAAAGGCGUGGAGUGGGAAUACGAAAAUGACAAUGACAAGGAGACUCUUCAGACCAGUGGUCCGCUCAGACAUGGAAUUCUAAUCAUGAUGAAAUUAUAUGGAGAUGAGGAUGUCAAUUUGUCCUAUAAGUACAUGAUGAACAUGGACAGUGACUCGGCCAUUCAAAACAACAUGCUGGUCGAGGACAGCGCCUAUGAGUGGGCUCCAAAGAAAUGGUCCUACUGCUCCAAGCCCUGUGGUGGAGGGAAGCAGUACCUGCGAUACGGCUGCAGAAGAAAGGUUGACAGCAAGAUGGUCCACAAGAGUUUCUGCAACAAAUCCAACAUGAAACCUCGUGGGGACACCAGAGAUUGCAACCAGAAGCCCUGCCCUCCACCUAUUUGGGUGACAGGGGAGUGGCAGAACUGCAGCAAGCCAUGUGGAAAGACAGGUAUGCAAAUCCGCUCAGUAAGCUGUGUCCAGCCUUCAGAUGACAACACCACACGCUCAAUCCACAAUAAACACUGCAAUGACGACCGGCCCGAGUCUCGUAGACCCUGCAACCGUCACCCCUGUCCCACCCAGUGGAGAGUUGGACCGUGGUCACAGUGCUCAGUGACAUGUGGAAAUGGGACCCAGCAGAGGCAGGCUCUCUGCCACACCAGGGACAACACCAUCGGCCUAUGUCUGGACAGUAAGCCUGACACCAUCAGAGUCUGCCGCAUGGAUCCAUGUCCCAAGGGCUCAUCCGACCUAAACAAAAACGGCAACAUCCUGAUCCAGUGGCUCUCCCGCCCCAACCCAAACUUCCCGAAGAUCUCCUCACGCCAGCGUUGUCAUGGAGACCGCUCAAUGUUCUGUCGUAUGGAGGUGCUAAAGCGCUACUGCUCUCUACCGGACUACCAGCGCAUGUGCUGCAAGUCCUGCAGCAAUAUCACCAUUAAAGAGCCACUACCCGAUCCUACCUCCAGAUCCACACCUAUCACCUCCAUUGGGCCCAGUGUUACAGCUCCUCCAACCACUGGCACCAUCAGCUCUGGCUUCACCACCAUCCAACCAACUGAAGUUGUCAUCAACACCUCCCUAACCUCUACCAUUAACCACUGGGAUACCACUCAUCCACCUACCACUGCUGGUCCUCAUUCCACCCUUUCCCCACUUGGUGCUACACAAAUGAUCACUUCUCAUCUUCCACCUGCCACCAGUGUGUCUGUCUUUUCCACCACCUUUCCAGUGGCAACCACAUCUGUUAUUACAGCCAUUCCUAAUGUUACAGCUCAUCCCUUGCCCUUGCCCUCCCCAGACACAAAUGAGAGCACAGUUCAAAAGUUACAGAGCUCUACAAAUAGUCCAACUACAUCUGGUAUGAUCACUAGCACACAGCUUCCAACAACGAUCACUCCAACUUUGACAAGUCCAACAGAAAGUAAUACAAAAACAGACGCCCCCCUUAAAUCAAAGCCUAAAAAGAAUAAUUUGUCAAAGAAACCACCAAAAAGGGUGAUUAUACCAAAGAUCAAUCCAAAAAAGAAUACUGCCCCAAGAAAUACUACAAGAACAGAUUUCCCACCAAAAAUCAAUCCCAAAAAGAAAACAAACACCAGUCCUAAAAAGUCUACUACAGAAAAAACUCCAUCAAAAAAGGUUACUCCAGUAAAAACCAACCCCAAAAAGACUACUACAGCAAACACCACCCCCAAAAAGACUACUACAGCAAACACCACCCCCAAAAAGACUACUACAGCAAACACCACCCCCAAAAAGACUACUACAGCAAAUACCACCCCAAAAAAGAUCCCCCCUGUAAAGAAGCCUCCUAAAAAGACUACCCCAGUUAAAACGAGUCCCAAAAAGACCAUUACGGUAAAGAUUCCUCCCAAAAAGACUACUCCAGCAGGCUCCAAACCCAAAAACACCCCCUCUGUAAAGACCACUGUCAAAAAGACUCCUCAACUGAAGACUUCUUCUGUGAUAAAACCCAAACCCCCACCCAAAAAGAAGGCUCCACCAAUGGCCAAUCCAAAAAAGAAAAUUAAGCAUACUACAAAAAUUACCAAGACUGAUCCCCCAAAGAAGAACCCUGAGACAAAGAUUAAUAAUAAGUUUAAGGUGAUAAAGAGUUACCCAAAAAAGAAGACCUUUACAACGUCUUCAUAUUAUAACAUAACUCUCACUCCAUAUCCAAGUCAACUGAGAGACAUUAUUUCUUCCACUGUUCCUACCAGCACAAGCAUACACGAAACAGCUACGGAUAUGACUUUUCCAGAAUCCAGAAUCAAUGUCACAUUCAUCAGUAACAACACGGCUACUACAGCUGAACCUCCACUUUGGUAUCAUGAUGCUUUAGAAACAACACCCAGCACUUAUGAAGAUGUCUUAACAACGACUGCAACAGUUCAUUCAGACGAAGUCAAUAUUCCUAGUGGAACCAUGUCGUACAAUGAUGUGACAAGCAGUGGUGAUGUCACAAUGACCAGUGGGGCCUUGCUUAGCGGCGACGACAUCACUGUGUCCUACAGCAAUGGUGGCAUUAUCAGUGACACCAUGGUGCUAGACGAUGGACUCACCAUCGUGAUCCCAACCAUCACUAGUGAGGAUAUGACAGACCUUUCUUCCUCGCCCUGGUUAGACUUGUCCGAGUACAUCCCUGUUGGCAGCCCUGUUCCAACAACGACCGAAGACCCUCCAACAGCCCCACCUCCCACCACCAUCUUUACAACAACAGAAAAACCGACCAUCACAACCAUCACAGCCUCUACGCUAAAAACUGAGGAGAAGGGUGAGAACAAUUCCAUUGAUGUCGUAUACCACAGGAUCAUCGGCGUAGACAACGACAUAUCCCAGAAUAAUCUGAUCCCAAAGCGCAGGGUUAACCUUAGGGAGAGAACCAGAAACAAACGCAUUCAGGAGCUCCUGGAGGAAAAGCGGAACUUUCUCCUCAGGAUGAAGAGAGGCCAUACAGCAAUAUAGACUAAGCCUUCUCGUUUCUCUUAUAGAGAUGAACAUUUUCUUACAGACUUUUUUAAGCCUUGUCUAAUCCUCCAGGAAGUUUUCUGUCCGGCCUCUGCACACAAAACCUGUCUGACAUAUCAAUAUGUAGAGUUAGAAGUGUGUCAGUGAGAGAAUAUCAUGGCCAGUUGUUUUCACAGUUGCUUUGAAUUAAGAAAAGCCCUUAAGAGUUUCCACUGUUGCAGAUUUGAAGCAAAUUGCCUCGCCUGUAAAAUCAAAAUGACUAACAGAAGGAAUAGUGUGCAUCCAGUUUGACCAGCACUUUACAACGCUUAACCACACAGUUUUGUUUGAGGAUUCAACAAUGAUUAAGAUAAGGUGUAAUGUAGUUUGUUAAAUGUUGUUAUCCCUAAUGGCACUUAUGGAGCAACAAAAUCUAUCACCAAGAAUCCUAAUCUCCAUCUCCGUAUUGUAUGACAGCCCAGGACUGCAGCUCAUUUCUCCAUUAGUAGAUGUUAAUACUUCUCAGCCCUUCAUAAAGCUGCUGUAGGACAAAAUUCAUAUGUAUCCUUGUGCCCUACACUUUGACUACCAUUUAAGCACUGCUAAGUGGAGCAUUUGUAGGUCUGUCAGCAAUAUGGUAAUGCUAUACAAUCAGAAAGUCAGAGUUUCCUUUUGUGUAAUUGAUUGUGAAAGUUUACACUGCCUUGUAUGUGUUGCCUUUUCCAAAGCAAAUUCAAGAUUCAAGAUUUUUAUUUGUCACAUGCUCAUACAGAUGUGCAGUGAAAUGUAAAGACUGUUCCGCAAGGCCAUGCAAUAAACACUCAAAUUACUAAU